Physeter macrocephalus (sperm whale) is the source of this 1366-nucleotide messenger RNA. It is a transcript of the gene EME2, whose product is annotated as essential meiotic structure-specific endonuclease subunit 2. Gene Ontology annotation, cellular component: Holliday junction resolvase complex; nucleus. Gene Ontology annotation, molecular function: DNA binding; crossover junction DNA endonuclease activity. Gene Ontology annotation, biological process: mitotic intra-S DNA damage checkpoint signaling; replication fork processing; double-strand break repair. The record is from RefSeq and is a predicted model, not a curated record. Lineage: Eukaryota; Metazoa; Chordata; Mammalia; Artiodactyla; Physeteridae.
AUGGCCGGGCAGCCUCCGCGCUCCGGCCGGAAGAUGCCACCGCGCGCCGCGGGGCGCGCCCGACGCCGGAAGCUGCCGCAGACCCCGACCUGGGAGAUCUCGGACUCAGACGCCGAGGGCCCCGCGGGCGAGGAGGCCGCCGCCAGGGUCCGGGACCCGGCGGAGGAGCGCAGAGCGGCGGCCGAGGUGCUGCAGCGGCUGCGGCCCGAGCAAGCCGUGCGGCGCCUGGCGGUGCUCGUGGACCCAGCCAUUCUGGAAGAUGCCGGUGCCGACAUCCUGACGGAGGCUCUGGACGCCCUGGGCUGUGAGUACCGCGUGGAGCCCGAGCGCCCUGCCUGAAGCCUCAGGUGGAGCAGAGUGAAGCCAGACCCUUGCCCCCUCAGUGUGCCUCCUGAGGUGUGGGCUGCGAAUGAGCAGGACCGGCUGCUGCUGCUGGAGCCUGAGGAGUUUCUGCAGGGUUUUGUUCAGCUGACCCAGACAUGUGGCCCAACCUGUUCUGUGCCCUGGAUCACUCCUGAGAGCCCUGUCUGCCUUCACCUGGCUGUCAUUGGGCUGGAUGUUUAUCUGUGGUCUUACCAGUCCAGCACCCAGGAGACAUGGCAGCCAGAGCGUCCAGCGGUGGCUCGUGCCAAGGUGGCAGUUGGCUGGCCCGAGGUGGAGGAGGCCCUGGUGCUCUUGCAGCUCUGGGCAAACGUGGAUGUGCUGUUCGUGGCCUCCUGGCAGGAGCUGAGUUAGCAUGUGUGUGGCUUCACCAAGGCCCUCACCCAGCGUCCCUUCUAGCAGUCCCGGGAAUCUGGGGCCUUUUCCUUCUGCACCACCGGGCGCUGGGCAGCAGCCAAGAAGGUGGCAAGAGAUGGCACCAGCCUGCGGGGGGCCUGGUGGCAGCAUAUCAGGCAGUUCAACUGUGUCAGCCCAGCUGUGGCCAAUGCUGUUGUCGCCGCCUUCCCCUCCUCCUGCCUUCUGCAACAGGUGUAUGUGGCCUGUGGCAUGGAGCAGGAGCGCCUAGCCCUCCUGGCUGACCUCCCUGUGAAGAUGGGCAAGGGUGUGCGGCCCCGCAGGGUGGGACCUGACCUCUCCCACCGCAUCUGCCUCUUCCUGACGACCACCAACCCCGACCUCCUGCUGGACCUGGGCUCCUGACCACACCUGUGGUACCAGACGGGCCCUUCUCCCACCUACUGGCAGGACUGAAUGCAGCCCGCCCAGGGAACAGACUAGAAACCACGAGCGGUGGUGUGCGGGAGCAAGACACCCAGUACGACCUGCACCGGGGCUCUCAGGUAUGUAAGCAUCAGACGUAAACUCUAAGUUUAUUACGGUCGUUUUCAGCCUCAGACGAGAGGAACAGCAGCUGACAACAUGCAAA